AUGUUCCCUCACCAGGGCGGUCAAGGUCAGCUUCCUACGCACUGGCAACCGCCUACCUCACAGCAGCCUGCCAACGGCUCCUACCCUCCGCCGCCCACUCAUAUCAAUACUUCUCUCCCCCCUCCUCCACCACAAGAGCCUCGUCCCGACAUGGCGGCCCAUCAACACCCUCAGCAGCAGUAUCGUCUCCCUGGCCCUCACGAGUGGACUCGAGCCCCUCCUCCACCAGACCCAUAUAGACCCCAGGCUCCACCUGCAAACUACAUGAAUCACGGUCAUCAACCUCCGGCACCGCGCCAGAGGACUGCAAUUGCUUGUCGUUAUUGCAGGAGACGCAAGAUUCGAUGCUCGGGUUUCGAGGCCACAGAUGAUGGUCGCUGUUCAAAUUGCAUGAGAUUCAAUCAGGAUUGCAUCUUCACUCCCGUCUCUGCUCAGACGCAAGCGUUUGUUCCGGCGCAUACUGUCUGGCGUGGAGUUGGACACCCUCCACCAAUGUAUGGAGCAUAUGGCCAGCCAUUGCCUCCUGCAACUCACGCGGAGGCAUAUGCCCAGCCUCCACGCCAGCAGCAGUAUCUGCCUAGCCCAACGGGCGCCACAGGUCCGUACCAAGCUCAUUCUACAUUUGGUCAUCCUUCUGGUGCUCCCUACGAUGAUGGAAGCCGUGAUCCGCAGAGCAGGAAGAGGCCAUACCCUGAGCCUCACACGCCAACUUUGCCGCCACCGAAUCCUGCUUCAGCGUCACAGCUUCCUCAUCGCAGCGCCGGUCCGGACUACACAUAUCCAGACCCAACAAGUCUAACCACCGCUGUCUCUCCAGCGUCCUCCUCUGCCACAUAUCCGUCUGCUCCUCCACCCCCCUCUGCUCAGCCAUACUAUGCAGCCCAGCCGCCGCGACGAUCGUCUCCGCAGAGCGCCUACUCGUAUGAUACCGGUCGGGCUUCGUCCUCUCCCCACACGCAAGCGGGCCCAAGCACACCGGGUGCUUCUCCCUAUUAUACAGCGCCGCCUUCCUCCAACAGUACCUUGCAACCAAUACCCCCGCGCAGUGACGGCAGGACCCCGCCUCCCCCGACUUCGCAAGCGUCGAGUAGGCCAGGAAUGCGUAUUAACGAUCUUGUGAGCGACAACGGCAAUUCAAGAAGCUCCACCGAUUCUGAUAUGCUCAAUAUGCUCAACCGUCGACCUAUGUAA
Lindgomyces ingoldianus is the source of this 1191-nucleotide messenger RNA. RefSeq lists its product as uncharacterized. The transcript has 3 exons. Gene Ontology annotation, biological process: regulation of DNA-templated transcription. Lineage: Eukaryota; Fungi; Ascomycota; Dothideomycetes; Pleosporales; Lindgomycetaceae. Gene Ontology annotation, cellular component: nucleus. Gene Ontology annotation, molecular function: zinc ion binding; DNA-binding transcription factor activity, RNA polymerase II-specific. The record is from RefSeq and is a predicted model, not a curated record. Bases 1 to 1191 code for a protein of 396 amino acids.